AUGCCGCCAUACUUGAAAAUAUACGACGGAACUACGGACCCAGAGGAUCACCUAAUUCAUUAUGUUACUGCGGUAAAGGGCAAUGAUCUAUCAAAAGAACAGGUACCUUCUGUACUACUAAAAGAGUUCAGUGAGACCUUGACAUGGUACUCCCAGUUACCAGCGCGUUCGAUAUUGACAUUCGAAGAGAUGGCGGACAAAUUCGCCACCGCUCAUGUAGGGGCAAAGAAGGCUGAAGCUAGGGUCAAUGAUAUCUUUACUGUCAGGCAAACAACGGGCGAAGGACUUCGGUAUUUCCUGUCCCGAUUCAACAGAAUAAGGAUGAGCCUACCAAACGUGUCAGAAGGGAUGACAGUGGCAGCCUUUCAAAAUGGGUUAAACAGGAACGGAUCAAAGGCAACCAAAAAACUGCUUAGUAGACUCAUGAAGUAUCCCCCUACCACGUGGGAAGAGAUCCAUAACGCCUAUUGCGCCGAGGUAAGGGCAGAUGAGGACGACCUGAACAGCCUGAUUCAGCGAUUAACAUCAGUUCAGACCGAGGCAAGGAGAUAUCGACGUAACGAUGGGCGAAGAGAUCAACCACCACGUUUUAAUCGAGAAAGGCAUCUGCCCUAUGUUCGAACAUCCAACCCGCCCCCUCCACGACAUGCGGAUGUCGUGCUACGACACACUGCGCCCCUCCGAAACGAAAGAGGUAUGCCUCCAAUACUAUUUGCUUAUAACUUUUGUGUUUCCCCUUCAGAGAUAGUGUAUGCACUGGAGAAUCUAGGCACGAAGGUGCAGUGGCCACAAAAAAUGAAAUCGGACCCAAGCACUAGGAGGUCAAACGUCCUCUGUGAAUUACACCAAGAAAGAGGACACAAGACUGAAGAUUGCAUAGGUCUGCGGCAAGAAGUUGUUAGGAUGUUGAACUAG
Molecule: messenger RNA, 915 nt
Organism: Nicotiana tabacum (common tobacco)
Lineage: Eukaryota; Viridiplantae; Streptophyta; Magnoliopsida; Solanales; Solanaceae
Source: RefSeq, a predicted model, not a curated record